Parastagonospora nodorum SN15 is the source of this 2496-nucleotide messenger RNA. RefSeq lists its product as hypothetical. Gene Ontology annotation, molecular function: voltage-gated chloride channel activity. The record is from RefSeq and is a predicted model, not a curated record. The transcript is spliced from 3 exons. Gene Ontology annotation, biological process: chloride transport; transmembrane transport; intracellular iron ion homeostasis. Gene Ontology annotation, cellular component: early endosome; Golgi apparatus; membrane. The coding region runs from base 1 to 2496 and encodes 831 amino acids. NCBI's taxonomy places the organism in Eukaryota, Fungi, Ascomycota, Dothideomycetes, Pleosporales, Phaeosphaeriaceae.
AUGACUCGCCCGUCCACCUCGCGCUCCCGAGCGCGCAAUUCGCCCACCCCACGCCCCACCCGCUCAACAUCCUUCACUCCCUCGCUGCGCCGGCGCACCCCCUCCGCCUCCCUCGACCCCCCUGAUGACCCCGAAGUCGCCAACGCCACACACACCGACCACGUAAUUGUCGAGGAAAUUGCCGAGAUCAAGCGCUAUGAGGAUUUCACCACCAUCGACUGGGUGCAAGACGCCGCGCGCGAGCAAUUGCGCCGCAAAGCGCGGCGCAACCGGCGAGCGCUUGGAUCCCGCGAUACGGGCAAGAGGAAUCGCGUGCGGAGGAUCGUGGCCGAGGCGUAUGAUGCGGGCCAGGCGUGGAUUGUAGUCACGCUGGUUGGCGCUGCGAUUGGGCUUAAUGCUGCGAUACUCAAUAUCGUGACGGAAUGGCUGUCGGAUAUUAAGCUCGGACACUGCACCACGGCGUUCUACCUGAACGAGAGUUUCUGCUGCUGGGGCAGCGAGGCUGGAUGUGCGGAGUGGAAGACGUGGGGCGGCGAUUUCUGGCCGGUUAGUUACGUGCUGUACAUUGGGUUCGCGGCACUGUUUAGUUUCACGGCGGCAAGGCUGGUGAAGAGUUUCGCUCCGUAUGCGGCGGGGAGUGGGAUUAGUGAGAUGAAGUGCAUUAUCGCGGGGUUUGUUAUGAAGGGAUUUCUUGGGGCGACGACGUUGGGGAUUAAGAGCAUCGGGCUGCCGUUGGCGAUUGCGAGCGGGUUGAGUGUGGGCAAGGAGGGUCCAAGUGUGCAUUAUGCGGUCUGCACGGGGAAUGUGAUUAGCAGGUUUUUCGACAAGUAUAGGCGCAAUGCGGCGAAGACAAGGGAGAUAUUGAGCGCGAGUGCGGCGGCGGGCGUGGGCGUGGCGUUUGGAAGUCCGAUUGGAGGUGUGCUGUUUUCGCUCGAGGAGAUGAGUAAUUACUUCCCGCUUAAGACGCUUUGGAGGAGUUAUUUUUGCGCGUUGGUGGCUACUGCGGUGCUUGCUGCAAUGAACCCCUUUCGAACCGGCCAACUCGUCAUGUUCCAGGUGAAGUACGACCAAGGCUGGCACUUUUUCGAAAUCCUCUUCUACCUCAUCAUCGGCAUCUUUGGUGGCUUGUAUGGCGCGUUCGUCAUGAAGUGGAAUCUAAAGAUGCAAGUCUUCCGCAAGAAGUACCUCGCAGCAUAUCCGAUCACCGAGGCAGUUACCCUGGCGGUAAUCACGGCCAUCAUCUGCUACCCCAACAUGUUCUUGCGAAUCGAUAUGACAGAGAGCAUGGAGAUUCUCUUCCAAGAAUGCAAGACCGGCCACGACUACGACAAACUCUGUGAUCGCGACCAGAGAUGGCACAUGAUCGGUAGCCUAGCCAUUGCCACCGUAAUCCGCACGCUCCUCGUCAUAAUAUCCUUCGGCUGCAAAGUCCCCGCGGGAAUCUUCGUGCCGUCAAUGGCCGUUGGAGCGGCUUUUGGCCGCAUGGUGGGCAUCUUCGUCCAGCACAUUCACGAGUCCUUCCCCGGCUCCGCAUUCUUCAACGCCUGCUCGCCCGACGGGCCAUGCAUCACACCCGGGACGUACGCCUUCCUCGGCGCCGCAGCCAGUCUGAGCGGAAUCAUGCACAUCAGCAUUUCCGUGGUGGUCAUCAUGUUUGAAAUCACCGAGUUCCAGAUCGUCGUCGGCGUAACAAAAUUCAUCUCGGAGCGCUUCGGUCAUGGUGGCAUCGCCGACCGCAUGAUCUACCUCAACGGCUACCCCUUCCUCGACUCCAAGGAAGACCACACCUUCGGCGUGCCCGUCUCGCAGUGCAUGUCCACGCACGUCAUCUCGCUCGCCUCUUCCGGCCUGACCCUCAAACACCUCGACCGCAUCCUCGCAGCCGAUCAAAGCUACCAGGGCUACCCCAUCGUCGACGACGAGAAGAUGCUGCUCGGCUACAUCGGCCGCACGGAGCUGCGGUACGCGGUGGAGAAGGCGCGGGAGGAGGGCGUGGGUGGGGGGACCAAGUGCUGCUUCACAUCUCCGUCGUCUAGUCUGUCUUCUUCGACCAGCGAACUUGAUUUCAGCAGGUACAUCGAUCCCACGCCGCUCACCGUACACCCGCGCCUCCCUCUCGAGACCGUCAUGGAACUCUUCAAAAAAAUGGGCCCCAGAGUCAUUCUCAUCGAGUACCGCGGCCGCCUGACGGGCCUGGUGACCAUCAAGGAUUGUCUCAAGUACCAGUUCAAGGUCGAGGCGGGACAUGCGGGUGGUGGGGGCAGCGCGGAUGAGGCAGGUAUGGAGAGGUUGUUUGGGUAUUUGAAGAAUGUGGCUGGGUGGGUAGAUGGGGUGUUUGGCAAGGUGGGGAUGAGGGUUGGGGGGGAUGUUAGGUUAAGGAGUCCGGUGAGGGAAGAGAGGGAGAGGGUGGGAGAGGAGACGUUUGAUGUUGGGGAGGAUGAGGAGGAUGGUGCGGGGAGGGGGAUGGAGUUGGAGGAUAGGAGGGGGAAUAGGUAG